AUGGGUCGGAAUAAGCGAGUGAAAAUAAGAAAUUCAAAGAAGUCGAAUUUUGAAAAAAAUCGAUCAAACGCUACUCUUUUUUCCGUCACAGAAUUGUCGAAAGAGGGAAAAAGAUCCCGUGUCGAGAAUGGAAAUCACAGGUGGCUAUUUGCGGAUGAAAUAACACAAAAUAACAAUCGUAUAAUGCAAUCAAUACCAGUAGUAGUACCAUUGGAUAUACAGAUUGAAAUAAUUCAAAGGCUUCCCAUAAAAUCACUAAUGAAAUUCAUGUCAGUUUCAAAACAAUGGAAAUCUAUCAUCCAAUCCUCCCAAUUCAUCGCUGAUUACAACGCCCACAUUCAGCCUCAUCGUCACUUGUUUACGUGUUAUUCUCUCCCUCAUUAUAUAGAUAUUUUCAAUUCUGAUAAUAAUAGCUUUCUCCAACGCCUUGUUCCUCCCUUGCCAAGCCGUCGUUACUAUUAUAUAGGUUACUCGCACGGCUUGUUUGGAUUUCACCAUGCUUUGGAUAACGUGUUGUAUCUUUGGAAUCCAUCACUUCGGAAAUCCGUCUUUAUAUCUGUCCCUAGUGAACUCAGUGCAGUUGAUCUUUUUGGUUUCAAGGAGUUUUGUUAUAAUGAUAAUAAUAAUAAUAAUAAUAAUGUGACCGAGCCUACCAUAUUCCGGAUUACUUAUGGACCCCGGCUGCAGGUAGUGAUAGAGAGGUUUAUUUAUUGGGUCGCUUCUAAUUACACUCCUGAGGGAAAGUUUUUGAAUCAUUUGAUUGUGUCAUGUGAUAUUACUAGUGAACAAUUUUCAGAAUUAUGCCUCCCACCUUGUUUAGCAACUUUGUCGCGUAUGUUGGAAUUGUUUGAGCUUAGGAGGUCUCUUGUUGUGGUUGAAAGAGAAAAUUUAUUCAAAAAACAAGAAAUUGGUGUGUGGAUGAUGAUGGAUCAGCCGGGUGGAGUUCAAAACUCGUUCACAAAGCUAUAUACAGUCAGAAUGCCGUAUAUACCAGGUAUCGAUAGACCAAGGGUACUUGGUUUUAGGAAAGAUGGCCAACUUGUGCUUGAAGAGAAAGAUGGCCAACUUGUGCUUGAAGAGAAUGACUCACGUGGCGGUAAAACGCUUCUUUCUUAUGAACCUGACUUGGAACGUUUCAAUGAGUUAAAGAAUACUACUGGAAACAGGUGUUAUACACGGCUUAUAGAUUCAUACACUGAAACGUUACUGUUGCUUGACCACCCAGAUUGUAUAAGUUGUUUAUGA
Molecule: messenger RNA, 1245 nt
Organism: Erigeron canadensis
Lineage: Eukaryota; Viridiplantae; Streptophyta; Magnoliopsida; Asterales; Asteraceae
Product: F-box/kelch-repeat protein At3g23880-like
Exons: 2
Coding region: 1-1245 (414 amino acids)
Molecular function (GO): protein binding
Source: RefSeq, a predicted model, not a curated record